AUGGAGUUUGGCAGUGGAUUCAACAAAAUGAAGGUCCAGAACAAGAAGAGAAAAUCCAGAAGGAACAAAUUGGAGUUUCUUGGAUGGGGUUCGAAGCCAUUGAUAGAAUUUCUCGAUUCAAUUGGCAAAGAAUCGAGGCAGUAUUCUCAAGGAGAGGUUGAUGCCAUAAUGAAGAAGUAUGUGGCUUGUAACAACCUUAUAGAUCCAACAUACAAGAGAAGAAUCCUGUGUAAUGAAAGACUUGAGAAGCUAUUUAAGAAGAAAAUAGUUUCAAGAAAGAAUGGUUAUCAUUUGCUGGAAGUUCACUUCAGCGAGAACCAUGUUGUUGUUGAUGAUGAUGCCCAGGAUAAUGCACCUCCUCUUUUCUCACUCCGCCUCAGGCUUCGUUUCUUCCAAUCAAUGAAAGGAGAGUGGAUCCAACAAAAUGAAGGUCCAGAACAAGAAGAGAAAAUCCAGAAGGAACAAAUUGGAGUUUCUUGGAUGGGGUUCGAAGCCAUUGAUAGAAUUUCUCGAUUCAAUUGGCGAAGAAUCGAGGUAGUAUUCUCAAGAGAGGUUGAUGCAAUAAUGAAGAAGUAUGUGGCUUGUAACAACCUCAUAGAUCCAACAUACAAGAGAAGAAUCCUGUGUGAUGAAAGACUUGAGAAGCUGCUUAAGAAGAAAAUAGUUUCAAGAAAGAAUGUUUAUCAUUUGCUGGAAGUUCACUUCAGAGAGAACCAAGUUGUUGUUGAUGAUGAUGCUCAAGAUAAUGCACCUCCUCUUUUCUCACUUCGCCACAGUGGAUCCAACAAAAUGAACGUCCAGAACAAGAAGAGCAAAUCCAGAAGGAACAAAAUGGAGUUUCUUGGAUGGGGUUUGAAGCCGUUGAUAGAAUUUCUCGAUUCAAUUGGCAAAGAAUCGAGGCAGUAUUCUCAAGGAGAGGUUGAUGCCAUAAUGAAGAAGUAUGUGGCUUGUAACAACCUCAUAGAUCCAACAUACAAGAGAAGAAUCCUGUGUGAUGAAAGACUUGAGAAGCUGUUUAAGAAGAAAAUAGUUUCAAGAAAGAAUGUUUAUCAUUUGCUGGAAGUUCACUUCAGAGAGAACCAUGUUGUUGUUGAUGAUGAUGCUCAAGAUAAUGCACCUCCUCUUUUCUCACUUCGCCACAGGCUUCGUUUCUUCCAAUCAGUAGAAGAACCUAAACCAGAGCCACCAUUGAUGGGUGCUCCCACAAGCCAGGAACUAAAGGAGAAAGCUAACUAG
Molecule: messenger RNA, 1236 nt
Organism: Ipomoea triloba (trilobed morning glory)
Lineage: Eukaryota; Viridiplantae; Streptophyta; Magnoliopsida; Solanales; Convolvulaceae
Exons: 5
Coding region: 1-1236 (411 amino acids)
Source: RefSeq, a predicted model, not a curated record